ACCUUCUUCUAACAGUCACUGGUCACUCUACGAGGUGUUGCUCGUCAGCCGAUCGUCAUUAUUGGCAUCAGCUGAUCGUCUUCAGUUCACUGGUCGUUCUUCUUCUCAGCUGAUUCUAGGGAGAAGAUGAAACUUCUUGUUGUUGUCGUACUUGUCACCGUCGCUUGCGCGAAUCCCGUUAAGAACUGUAACGACUGCAGCAGCGUGAGGAAAGUGAGGCCUGUGUGCGGUACCGAUCAAAACACAUACCCCAGUCGCUGUCACUUGCAUCGUACUGCUUGCUUGAAUGAGGUAAAGAUCGGAGUCCUACACAAUGGCAACUGCACGGGUCGUACGUGCUCAAAACGAGACUUGGACGAUUUCGGCGAACAUCUGUUGGUCUGGAUCAGAAAUCUGAAAAGCGUCAAAGAUCCUGAACCAGAACAAACGAACACAGCGGCCGCGCCGUCACCGGAGCCGGAACCCGAGCCGUCGCUCAACUCACCUCGCAAAUUGCUGGUGUACUGGUUCUUCGAUCUCGUCGACGUCGUCUACGAUCGUUUCUUGACCCGCAAAGAGUUUUUCGAACUGUUAGACGACGUCACUCAUGUACAUUGUGCGAGGUCGUUCUUUGAUGAUCGUUGCGAUGCUAACGGUGACGACGAAGUUUCUCUUCACGAGUGGUGUGUCUGCCUCGGACUCGACGAUGCCGAAAUCGAACCGUACAACAACGAGUGUGUUAAUCCUGAUCUACAGCAGUUCAACGACCGACUUAUUGACGAGUUUAAGAGCGAGUACGUCAAGGCGAGAGGGAUAGCGCCUACUGCACCGUCCGACUUCGUCAACCCGCAACCGGAGGCAGAACCGCGCAGACUGACGGUCGAGAAAAAGUACAUUUACUGGAAAUUUGACGUGCUCGAUGUCAAUCCCUACAGCCGAUACUUGGAGGCUGACGAACUGAACGGUCUCACUCGUUACCUGCAGCGUCACAUUCGUCCGUAUGGUUGCGCCAACACGUUCAUUCGUCGCUGCGACCAGAACCGAGACUUUAGAAUCAGUCUACACGAAUGGUGUCAAUGUCUUGGAUUAGACAAAGACGGAAAUCCGAUCACAACAGUCGAAACUACGGUACCGGUCAAUACAUCUGCGCCGAAUGUCUGUUUGCUUCAACCAGUAACAGGCAAAUGUCGAGGAGCGUUUCCUCGCUACUAUUACAGCUCUACUAAAGACAAGUGUUUCAUAUUUACGUACGGAGGCUGCGGUGGAAAUGGAAAUAGCUUUGCAACGUCAGGCGACUGUUUAAAAGCUUGUUCACCAAAGAAAGAGUGUUCUGCUGCAUCUUUGAACGACUUUAAUAGCAAGGUGCUCGUGUUUGUUGACAAGAUGAAGCGCACGCUGCCUGAUGAUUUGACCGUGCCUCCAUUCGCUGGCGAUCCUAAACCCGAGCCGGAACAUCAGAUUUUCUCACCUGAGAAACUACUUAUUUACUGGCUUUGGGAUAGACUCGAUGUGAGUCCUCACGAUGACGUUUUGACUGGACAGGAGGUUGAGGCGUACAUCACGAAACUGGCGGCAACCGUUACGUCUCGGGAGUGUGUGACGAGUUACUUCAGUCGAUGUGAUCGAAAUAGUGACAGGAAGAUAUCGCUGGCUGAAUGGUGCUUUUGUCACGGACUUGAUAACCAUUGCCCGGCCGUCCGUAGGGCUGACUUCAACAAAAAGAUUCUCGAGUUCAUUAGAAUUAAGAAGGAUGGCUCGAGUCCUGAUUUGACCGUUCCUCCAUUUCACGGUGAACCGAGACCGGAGCCUGAACAAUUACUGAAAACACCCGAGAAGAGACUGGUCUAUUGGAUGUGGGAUAGACUGGAUGUUUUACCUCACGACGACUUUAUUACGCAAAAGGAGUUUCAGUCGUACGAAACCGAGACUAAGAUAAUUACUCCAUUUGCAUGCAGCAAUUCGUAUUUCUCCUACUGUGAUCGUAACGACGAUUCUAAGAUAUCACUAUCAGAGUGGUGUUUUUGUCACGGCCUGGACAACACUUGUCCCGCUGCUAAUCUACGUCGGUACAACUCCAACAUAUUGGAGUAUAUGAGAUUGAGGAAAGUGAUGUCGGAUGACAGCAUUACUGUACCACCAUUUGUAGGAGAACCCAAACCUGAAGCUGAAGCUCGUUUGACGACUCCAGAGAAACUACUGGUCUACUGGCAAUGGGAUCGCCUCGAUGUCUCACCACAUGAUGAUUACCUUACACGAGCAGAAGUGUCGUCGUACUUGUCCGAUGUUCGUGAUAAAGUAGAGCCAUUUGGCUGCGGUCUCGACUACUACGAUCGGUGCGAUCGCAACUCUGAUGACCGCAUCUCUUUGUCUGAAUGGUGUUUCUGCCAUGGUCUUGACAAUGUUUGCCCAGCUAAAAACCGCCGUUAUUUCAAUGCCAAUAUUUUGGACUAUAUUAGAAUAACAAAACAGAAUCAAACAAGUGACUUGACAGUACCGCCAUUUGAAGGAGAGCCAAAGCCGGAGUCUGAGUCACGUUUGACAUCUCCAGAGAAGCUAUUGGUUUAUUGGCAGUGGGAUCGUAUGGAUGUUGCUCCUCACGAUGAUUACCUCACUAGAGCAGAAACUGCGGCCUUCAUGACAAAAGUCAAAACUAGAGUUGAGCCUUUUGGCUGUAGUCUCAAUUACUUUACUUACUGUGAUCGCAAUUCUGACGACAGAAUUUCUUUGUCAGAGUGGUGCUUUUGCCACGGGCUCGACAACACUUGUCCAGCUGGUAAUAGGCGUAGAUUUAAUAGCAAUAUUCUUGAGUACAUGAAAUUGCAGAAGGAAGGAUCGAACGUGCCAAUGACGGUACCACCGUUUGAAGGAGAACCGGAACCGGAAUCUGAACCGAGCAUAAAGACGCCGCUAAAGGCAUUGGUGUAUUGGCAAUGGGAUCGGUUGGACAUUUCACCACACGACGACUACUUGACAAAAUCGGAAGUCAAAACGUACAUGAAAGACGUGAGAUUGACGGUAGAGCCAUUUGGUUGUGGCCUGGACUACUUCAAAUAUUGUGAUCGCAAUUCAGACGACAAAAUAUCAUUAUCCGAGUGGUGCUAUUGUCACGGAUUAGACAACAAAUGCCCAGUCGACAACAGGCGCCGUUUCAAUCUUAACGUGUUAGAUUACAUAAAAGCAAAGAAAACUAGCUAUAGAGGGACUUUCAUUGUGCCCCCAUUCGAAGGCGAACCGGAGCCCGAGUCUGAGCCUCAGAUCAACACACCCGAAAAGCUACUGGUUUAUUGGCAAUGGGAUUUGAUUGAUGUCGGACCUCAUGAUGAUUAUAUCACUUGGCAAGAAAUUCGAGAAUACCUUAACGACGUACGUCGAACCGUGGAACCGUUUGGCUGCGGUAUCAGUUACUGGCGUCAUCUCGAUCUCAACCACGAUGGACGGAUUUCACUGAAAGAGUGGUGCUACGGUCACGGUCUAGAUCCAAACAUGACGCUGCCAACUAAGGGCAAAUUUCCGGGCUCUCAUUCCGUGAAAAACAAAACGUAUUUAUGGUAUGGCGACAAAGAGUGUGAUAGUGCGACACGGGAAUAUUUCAACAAUAAUUUGUUGGCUAAGAUUGCGUUGAAAUAUUUCUUGAAUCAUCACGACGACGAGUGUAAGGUACCACGUCCUGAACCAGAAGGCGCUACGCCAGAACCGGAGGCCGAGCCAACCAUCCGCAAGCCUGAAAAGAGACUAGUUUACUGGCAAUGGGAUGAACUGGACGUCAAUCCUCACGACGACUACUUGGAUCACGUGGAAGUCGACAAGUACAUAAAAACGGUGGCCGCUAAAGUGUGUCCGUAUUCAUGCGGUUACAACAUGUUUGGCUACUGUGAUACAAACGACGACGAUCGCAUCAGUCGUCACGAGUGGUGCUCUUGCUUGGGACAAGACAACGAACCCGAUCCACUUGAGUGAGGAACGUGGACGGAGGACACUUGAACUCGCACUUGUUUGCACAAGGAUUUUGCUCUAAUUAGACAGCAAAGAACAGUACGCACAGUUUGCGUACAUUUCGGGCACGCACGGACACGUGUGCACUUCCACGGACACGUGUGCAUACGUAAUUAUAGUUAUCUAGAUAAAGAGAAGUCAUCAUGACACACACACAGCAGAUGCUGAGUCUGUGUGCAGCGACCAAGCGAUGAAUACAGCUGCUGCAUGAUAGCGGUGGAUCUUGUUAGCUACAAAGGAAGCU
Messenger RNA from Corticium candelabrum, 4216 nucleotides. RefSeq lists its product as uncharacterized. The record is from RefSeq and is a predicted model, not a curated record. Gene Ontology annotation, biological process: anatomical structure development. Gene Ontology annotation, molecular function: calcium ion binding; extracellular matrix binding; collagen binding. The transcript has 22 exons. The coding region runs from base 127 to 3936 and encodes 1269 amino acids. NCBI's taxonomy places the organism in Eukaryota, Metazoa, Porifera, Homoscleromorpha, Homosclerophorida, Plakinidae.